AUGGUAAUCACCGCCAGUAUACAACCGACGGCAGAACAAUAUCCUCAGAUUGUGGGAUUCGUGUUGGAACCAUCAGUCCUCGAUCCUGAACAUUCUGCUGAAUCUCCCAACCCUCCUCGAUACGAAGACGCUUUGAAGCCGGUGUCUGCUCCACCACGCUACGAAGUGGAAUCGAAUGCUUCGAGUUCACCACCAAGAAGUGUAGAACUUCCUCCAAGCGGACGGACGACGGCUCGAAUCGAAUCAUCAGUGGACGAAAUAUCUUCCCUCGAUGGAGAAGUUGAAGACAUGAAAUCGCCACGUCUAUCUCGUGGACAGCAGAAGAUGCUCGCCUGUUCAUCAAAAGCUCGAAACUGA
Messenger RNA from Haemonchus placei, 357 nucleotides. Lineage: Eukaryota; Metazoa; Nematoda; Chromadorea; Rhabditida; Trichostrongylidae. The record is from the annotation of a GenBank genome assembly.